AUGGCCACUGUGGGGCCGUUUGCUUGUGUAUUGUCGGUGUUUUUUGUCGUCCUUUCAGAGAGAUUUUCGGUGCUGGCCGGUUUCUCGCAGUCUUUGGACAGCGACUUCACGUUCACUCUGCCCGCCGGUCGCAAGGAAUGUUUCUACCAGACUAUGAAGAAAGGUGGCUCGCUGGAAAUAGAAUAUCAGGUCUUAGAUGGCCCAGGUUUGGACGUUAAUUUCGACAUCUCCUCUCCAACUGGCCAGCUAUUGUACAUUGACCAUCACAAGUCGGACGGAAUGCACACUGUGGAGACGGAGGACGGAGACUACGCGUUCUGCUUCAGCAGCGACUCGGAGAAGCUCGUUUUCUUCGAGCUCAUUCUGGACAACAUGGAGGCCGACGAGGAGCCGGAUAACUGGAAGGAGUACAUUCACGGCACGGACAUAUUGGACAUGAAGCUGGAGGACAUCAUGGACACCAUCACAAGUGUGAAGUCGCGGCUGGGCAAGAGCAUACACAUCCAGACGGCGCUGCGUGCCUUCGAAGCCCGCGACCGCAACCUGCAGGAGAGCAACUUCGACAGGGUCAACUUUUGGUCGAUGGUCAACCUGGUGGUCAUGGUGGUGGUGUCAGGUGUGCAGGUCUACAUGGUGCGCUCACUGUUCUAG
Messenger RNA from Nerophis lumbriciformis (worm pipefish), 651 nucleotides. Lineage: Eukaryota; Metazoa; Chordata; Actinopteri; Syngnathiformes; Syngnathidae. The record is from RefSeq and is a predicted model, not a curated record.